AUGAUCUGGCUUCUCGGGAUUCUUGAUCAUUUUCUCCUUCUUCUUGCCCACCAUCCAGUUAAUCAACCUCUUCUGCCAGGUCGGUUUCGCCUCAAUGUUGCUCUUAAUACGAUCGAGCAUCUUGUUGAACACACGCGGCACACCGAUGAACACAUCAGGCUUCAGCGCCUUCAUGUCGUCCUGCACGUUGCGAAUAUUGCCCGAGUAGUAACCAAUACGGCCCCGGUUGGUGGGAGUGUAGUGCUCAACGAAACGUUGGUAAACGUGAGACAGAGGCAAAUAGCUGAGCAUGGUGUAUCCGUGGAGGAUGCGCAGGCGGUUGCUGCUGGAGAAGAUACGGUGCGGCAGAGCGGUGAGCGACCGGUUUGUGUGAAUGGCGCCUUUAGGAAUGCCACUCGUGCCGGACGUGUAAAUAAUGGUGGCCACAUGGGUACUCUUGCGCUUCGGAAGGGGCAUUAUGGUCUCCCUGUAUUUGUCGACAAGGUCAUCCAUCAGGAAUGUCUUAAGGCGGAGGGACUUGGCGAGGCGUUCUUCGUCGGCGUUCAAUUUUUCGAACAGGAUCACCCUCUUCAAACUCGGUAUCUUAUCCCGUAA
This is a messenger RNA of Babesia ovata, 594 nucleotides long. RefSeq names its product peptidase M15, putative. NCBI's taxonomy places the organism in Eukaryota, Apicomplexa, Aconoidasida, Piroplasmida, Babesiidae. Bases 1 to 594 code for a protein of 197 amino acids. The transcript has a single exon. The record is from RefSeq and is a predicted model, not a curated record.